Molecule: messenger RNA, 5321 nt
Organism: Mauremys mutica (yellowpond turtle)
Lineage: Eukaryota; Metazoa; Chordata; Testudines; Geoemydidae
Gene: CEP85
Product: centrosomal protein 85
Exons: 14
Coding region: 266-2608 (780 amino acids)
Cellular component (GO): centrosome
Source: RefSeq, a predicted model, not a curated record
CCACCCCUGCGCCUUCAUCCUGGGGCACCCCCCAGCCCUGCCCCUCAGCUCCCCCCUGCGCGAGGUGCUGCCAUCCGGUCCCGGCUCUGCCCCCCCGCUCGGGGGUGAAUCCGCUCACCCCGGUUCCUGCCCGCCCCGAUGCGUGACACGGGCUGGCAGGGAGAUCUGGGCUGGCAGCUCCAGGCCGGUGGCUGAAAGCCGUAGCAGCCGCGCGGGGUGGCGGCGAGACGUGCUGAGGGAUUUUAAGUUGACUGGAAUAGCUGUGAUGGCCACCCUUGAGAAAUGCCCAGACCUGAGGUUCCAGCAGACCAGUCCAACAGACUCUAAUACAGGUCAAAAGCGCUGUUCUUUGGAGACCGACUGGAAAACCCCAACUCUGUCUGUGAGGUUCCAGAGUCGCUUUGGUCACUGUUCAAGUAUGGCUGACAGUGGGGAUACAGCAAUCGGGACCUCCUGCUCAGACAGCACAGAGGAAUUUUGCAAUUCCAGUAGCAGUUCCUCGUUUCAGCCCAUCAAAACCCAAGUGACCAUCCCUACAGCCCAUGUCAUGCCUUCUACGUUGGGUACUUCACCUUCCAUGCUCUACGCAACAGGUGAGCCAAGCUCUUUGCAGAAUGCACCAGUUUCAUCCAAACCAGCCGUCCCAAGACCGUCCACUGAAAAUGGAGGGCUGACAAGAAGUGGAGAUUUUACUGCUGUGAAAUCCUCUCAAGUGGAUCUCUUGCAUCUCUACGGGACUUCCGGGGAAAAUGGUUUUGAGCAGUCCUGGUUUCCUAUUUCUGAUCAUCUGAGAGCGGAAGACACACGAAAAUUUGACACGCCUGCCGUUGAGCCGACCCUUAAUCAGUCUGUUUUGCUGGAUACGCUGUACGCUGACCCGGCCCACAAGUUCCAGGAUCCAAGCUUGGUUUCCACUUACAAAGGAAAGGAGCCUUACAAAGUGCUGCCGGAGACUAAACCAGCAACAGGGGCCAGUGAAGCGUGUGAGCCACAAACCGGUACUUGGCCCACUGGGAGCAGACUGAUGCCAUUAGGGUUUCAGCCCAAUAACGUCUUUUCGAAACCAAUGGCGGCUCAGUCUCAGGUGUGGAGGCAGGAGCCUUGCACUUUGCAUCCACAUCAGAGGGCCUGUGAACUCAGUGCUUGGAGGCAGCAGCUGGACAACAUACGGUUGCAAGUAGAACAGAUGCAGUUACAGAAUGGAGCUGCUUGCCACCAACCUUCAAUGUAUGCUACCUCACUGCACUCCACUGAUCCAGCCCAAUGGGUCAGUAUCCUGAACACCAGUGAGAAUUUACUUAAGGAAAAAGAGAUCCUCAUUGACAGGCAGAGGCAGCACAUCUCCCAGUUGGAGCAGAAAGUGCGGGAGAGUGAGCUGCAGGUUCACAGUGCUCUUCUGAGCUGUACUCCCCCCUAUGGAGAUAUUUGCAUGUUGAGAAUGCAGGAGCUGCAGCGGGAGAACUCGUUCCUGCGAGCACAGUUUACUGAGAAGACUGAAUCCCUCAGUAAGGAAAAGAUUGAAUUGGAGAAGAAGCUGGCUGCUUCAGAGGUGGAUGCGAAACUGAUUCGGGAGACGCUGAAGGAGACCGUGCAGAAGCAUGUGGAGGAAUUGAAGAAACAAGAAGAGCGGAUAAAGGGAAGAGACAAACAUAUUAACAGUCUGAAAAAGAAAUGCCAAAAGGAGUCUGAGCAAAACCGGGAGAGACAGCAGAGAAUUGAGACCCUGGAGCGCUACCUGGCUGAUCUGCCAACACUAGAGGAUCAUCAGAAACAGAAUCAGCAGUUAAAGGAAUCGGAACUGAAGAGUUCUGCUCUGCGGGAAACCGUGACGGUGCUGAAGAGAGAGCUUGGAGAUGUCCGGGCUGCCUGCAGAGAGCAGGAGAUGCAGCUAGAAACACAAAAACGCAAAGAACUGGAGUUGCUUUCCACUGUGCACAGCUUGCAGGAUAGGGUGCAGCAGUGUGUGAAGAGUGCAGGCAGAGGGUCACCUGUCCAGGAGGUGGAGAAACAGAAAUCAGAAAAUGAUUCUCUGCAGAAAGACUGUGAUUGUCUCAGGAAGAUUGUGGACAAACAGCAGAAGAAGAUGGAGCAGUUAUCUUCACGAAUAAAGAGCCUGGAAGAACAGGUGUCUCAGGAAGAGGGGACAAGUCAGGCUCUGAAGGAGGAGGCGACGCGAAGAGAAAACGCACUGCAGCAGCUACGCACGGCCGUGAAAGAGCUUUCAGUGCAGAACCAGGAUCUGAUUGAGAAGAAUUUGACCCUACAGGAGCACCUCCAGCAGGUAGAGAUGAACCAACCGCUUCCUGCCGGGACAGCACACCUCGCCCAUGAGUUACAUAGUGAACUGGCCAGCUGCCUACAGGAUUUGCAGUCUGUCUACAGCAUUGUGACUCAAAGAGCACAGGGCAAGGAUCCCAACCUUUCCCUGCUCCUGGGCAUUCACUCUGUGCAAGCUUCAGUUAAGGAGAAGGAUGACUUGCUGAACCCAGACGUGUUUGCAAAGAAACUGAUGGAGGUGAAACAGCUUCACAAAGACAUCGAGGACUUACGGACUGCAAUAUCUGAUAGAUAUGCACAGGAUAUGGGGGACAACUGCAUCACGCAGUGAUGGAUAAGCUCUCCCCAGGAUAGCAUAGGAACAACUGGAAAUGAACACUUGAAAACCUGAGAUUAGAGCCCAUGUAAUGGAAAAAACUAUCAAGCACCUUAUCUCAAUUCCAAGGUACCAAGAUGCUGGUGCUUAUCCACAAGAGGAAGUCAGGGAUUCUGAUGCCAAGGUCAUUUAGAUGCUGAUUGCCUAACCGGAACUAUUUAGGAUCUUUGGUGUUCAUCAGACUUUGCAGCAACUUGGAUCCUUUGGAAGGUGAUAUGUUGGAUUUGGUGCAGUCGCUGAUUCGAUCUGGUGGGUGAGUUACUAGUUAUCUUCCAAGUAUGUCAAAUACUGAACAUGGAAACACAAGGAUUCAGACUGACAUGAAAAGGAAACGGAUGCCAUGGCCUCUGUCCUUUCUGGUAAAUAAACAAUCCAAGCAGAUUCCUUCUGAAUAUUCUGGCCUUACUGAUUGCACAAAAGUGUUCAGAGGAAGUCUGUGGAGUUCAUAGACAAGCUGCUAUGCCAUAGCACUGUUCAAUUGUACCUAGAAGUACAGUGUUACAGGCUUAUCUGCAACAACCAUGUAUAUGGUUCUGGCCCGGAUAAAUAGUGUGUGGUCAUUCGGGUAACCAGUUCUGCAUUGCUCAGGUAUAGGCAACUGAUGUCUUUCAGUAGCCAACAGGCUGAAAAAAAAGUGAUGCUAAAACUGGGUUCUGAAAAUGCUAGUCUUGAUGAGGCCUUAGGAUUUUAUCCCUUUAACGAUGCUCUGAAUGUGGACUGCUACUGAAGUGCCUUAAUCCUCUAGAGAAAUUUCCUGCCUACUUAACUUCAUCCAUGCAUCUGCUGGUCGGGUGGGGGAACUAGGCUUUCUCCUCGCUGCCUUUAUAGCCAUAAGCCAAUCCUGCAGCAGCCUUGGGCAUACGUACACUCUGCCUGGCAGGACAGCUCACUGCAAGCAGCAGAGAGCCUUUGCAGGCCUGCAGCAGUGUUCUUGCACAAACACUUGCUGCCUCCCUGUGGAUGUUCAGUGGGAGAAAUGACAAUCCGACGUUCAGCAUCAUUGCAUGGGGUAGCCUCAAUGUGCUGCUGUCUGGGAUCUGAACAGGGUUUCCCCAAAAGUCCUGCAGGGUGGUGACGCCCUUAUAUGUCUACAGUGCAGUCACAGGGAGCCAUUGCUGCUCCUGUAGACACACCCGCUAGAUUAAAGCUAGCUCAGGACCAGAGCGGUGAAAUUGCAGCAGGGUACGCUCGAGCCGCGAGUAAUUACCCAGGAUUCCAUGUGUGCACAUGCAGCCUGCACGGUCGCAGCUUUACUGCUCCAGUUCCUGAACUAACUAGAUUAAAGCUUGCUUGGUUUUGUGUAUGUGAGCUGCAACCGCACCCUGUGAGUGUAGUGAUGUCAAAAUAAGCAAAUGAAAAUUCUUUUCCAUUAUCUUUUGUCAGCUCUCAGCCUUAGGGGUGACUCUAAACGUCUGCUUAGUUGGAAAAGCACCAAGAGGCUAAUGAUGAAACCCGCUGGCUGGUUCAGAAGCUAAGAAGUCAGUUCAGUCAGAUGCAAACCCUGCUGACACGUUAAAAUUUGGCUGGUGUAGGUUUCCAUCCUUCUUUUGGUGCUGAUCCCCAGUUCUGUGAAGAUGCUGUUCCUGGUGCUUUUUUGUCAGACUUCAUUGAAACCAAUAAAAUCUAUUUUUGAAAUCUGGCCAGCACAGUGUUUGUUCUGGAAACCACCUGGCUAAUAUGCUACCCAUGGCUAAGAUCAGAAAGUAGCUGAUGGGUGGCUUGUUAGCUGGUAUAUUCCCUGCCGUGUAGCUACUCUGUCCUUCCUGGAGCAUCUGGUGUGAUGCCUGGUGGUGUAACAUGGAUCAUUGUUAUAAUCACGGCAUCUCUCCACAGGUGCUGCCUCCAGCCAGCUCCCUUGCUGAGUCACUUAGACAGUGGGCCAAGAUAAUUCCUUGAAGUCAGUUGCCCAGACUAUUGAGAAAUACUAUGGGCACAACAGGGCCAGCAGCACCAAACAUGAAUGUUGCUGGGUAACUGGAAACCUUGGUGACCAUGUUGUUUACCAGAGCUGUUGUUAGCCUGCUAGGGAACCUGCAUUUAGCACCUGACUUCUAAAGCAACCUCACCCACCUUUCCAUUUAUACCCACAAAACACUUGCAGGGAGGAAGAGAGGAGAUAGCUACAUGUCCCCAGCGGCACCCACAGAAUGAUGGGUGCAAAACCAGAGUCUAGGUCUUAAGCAAUGAAGAAGGGUUAAGAAAUGAAACCCUUGUGUAUUUAAGCUGAUACAGAGCAGGGCACUGCAUUUCUGUCCUUGGGGAAAGAGGUGAUAGGCUCCUAUGUGUCAUGGCGCUCGGGUAGCAUAUUACUGUGCCUGUGAGAGAGAGAACGAGCUUCAUUUUAAUCCUUUUACAAAGGUCUGUAUUUAAAAAAAAAAAAAAGUUCUUUGCACACCUUGUUAUUAAAGUAACUUCGGUUAUAGCAGGUAUCCACCAGCUUUGGUGGCUAGAGUGCCCAAGACCCAGGUAUCCAAAAUAACCAUGUACCGUGGUUAGUCUCAUUGCUUACGCAGGACGUGUUUAAACAGUUGACUUCUGCCUGGGGCCUGGUGUUUCCUUGUACAGUUAAGCACAGGUAUAUUUAUCUGAAUAUUUGUCUUACGCAGUUGUUUGUACUGACUAUUUUGAUUAUAAAAUAAAGCUGCUUUGUUCCUGUUGUGCAGAGCAA